Molecule: messenger RNA, 2283 nt
Organism: Naumovozyma castellii
Lineage: Eukaryota; Fungi; Ascomycota; Saccharomycetes; Saccharomycetales; Saccharomycetaceae
Gene: CDC16
Product: anaphase promoting complex subunit CDC16
Exons: 1
Coding region: 1-2283 (760 amino acids)
Source: RefSeq, a predicted model, not a curated record
AUGCGAAAUCCUACCUCUCCGAACCAAACUCCCUCACAACACAAUUCAACAAUAGCAAUUUCUCCCUUUGUAGGGAACAGAACACGAUCUAGACUACCAACACAUCGAAUACACCCAGCUACCAAUGCACAACGAGAAAAUCCCCUCUCAAAUCAAUUAAACCAGAGCUGGAAUAGGACAGUUUCAGGUCAGAGCCCCUAUCGAUCAUUGGCAAAUAGUCCUCUAGUGCAGAAAACAAAUCCGUCAAUAAUAACUGCAUCAUUGACCACACCGCAUCAAAAGAAUACAGGAACUAUACCUACAAAUCUAAAUGCAAAUCCAAAUUCCUCAUUGUUAGCAUCUCUUUCUAAAGGUAAUGUAUUUGGCUCUACUAUCUCAUCAUCACUACGGAAAGUUAGUAUUCAACCUAACUCUAAUAUACCAGAAACUAAUACCAAAGAUGAAAAUAUGUCUAACGAAAUAAAUAAGGCAACUACAACAACGUUAACUACUAAUACUACGAUAGUAUCCCCAGAAAUUGACCUUUCAGAGUUAACAUCGAUUGAAAGGCUUCGGUUGUGGAGACACGAUGCAUUGAUGCAACAUAUGUAUAGAACUGCCGAAUAUAUUGGAAAUAAGAUAUACACAAUUACAGAAGAUCCAAACGAUGCAUUUUGGCUUGCUCAAGUAUAUUAUAAUAAUAAUGAGUUUAUCAGAGCUAUCGAUCUAUUAACCAAAGAUAACUUAGAAUCAUUGAACAUUAUCUGUAGAUACCUCAUGGGUUUAUGUUUAUUUAAAUUACAAAGAUAUGAUGAUGCAUUAGACGUGGUCGAUGAACUGAAUCCCUUUUCUGAUUCUAAACAGGAUUCUGAUCCGACUAUUGCACCAGAUGGAGGGAUUAAGGUGGAAUCCUCACUAUGCUAUUUAAGAGGUUUGAUCUUUGCUGCACAGAAUAACUUAAAGAAGGCAAAAACUGCAUUUAAGGAAGCUGUGUUAGUAGAUGUGAAAAAUUAUGAGGCAUUUGAGAGUUUAAUUUCAAAGAAUUUAAUAUCACCAGAGGAAGAAUGGGAUCUUUUACUAUCGUUAGAUUUCUCAACUUUGGGAGAUAACGAAGAGAUGAUUAGAUAUUUAUACACUUUAAACGUCUCAAAGUAUAUCCACCAAGAUGUGUCCAAAACUGCGAAGCAGUCAUUAUCUGAUGAGUAUGGUUUGUCAAACAAUAUUGAUAUACUUCGAUAUCAGAUUGAAACUUUAUACUCGCAGUGUAAAUUCAGUGAAUGUCUAGAAGCAUGUGAGAAAGCAUUAGAUGGUGAUGAAUAUAAUCCUACUAUUCUACCGACAUAUAUAUCUUGCCUAUAUGAACAGAAUGGUAAAAAUAAACUUUUUUUACUUUCUCAUAAUUUGGCAGAGAAGUUCCCAAAGUCGGCAAUCACUUGGUUCAGUGUAGCUACAUACUAUAUGGCCAUUGAAGAUGUUCCAAAGGCCAGAAAAUAUUUCUCUAAGGCAUCUAUACUUGAUCCGUCAUUUUCUGCUGCUUGGUUAGGAUUCGCCCACACUUAUGGUUUAGAAGGAGAACAUGACCAAGCACUUUCUGCGUAUGCCACAGCAGCAAGAUUUUUCCCGGGAAUACAUGUUCCAAAUUUAUUCUUGGGUAUGGAAUACAUGGCAACUAAUACCCUGUCUUUAGCAGAAGAAUAUUUUACCUUAGCAUAUGAUACGUGUCGCUAUGAUCCAUUAUUGUUAAAUGAAAUGGGGGUCAUGUAUUUCAAGAAAAAUGAACUUGAGAAAUCAAAAAGAUAUUUAAAGAAAGCAUUAGAAGCUGUAAGAAAUUCAAGUGGUACAUCAACAAUAGUAAUAUCCAUUCAAAUGAAUUUAGCCCAUACAUAUAGAAAGCUCGGUGAAUAUGAAAGAGCUAUUAAAUGUUUCAAGUUAGUUCUUGAAGAGGCUGGUAAAGAUGCAGAAGUUUAUUGUGCCCUAGGAUUUUUAUAUCUGAAAACUAAGCGAUUAGGAAAAGCUAUUGAUUAUCUUCAUGAAUCAUUGGCUUUGAAACCGUCAAACACAUCUGCCCAAGAAUUAUUGUUACAUGCAUUGGAAUUGAAUGCCUCCAUUGUUCUGGAUGAAAACCAUCCGUUGGUAAUGAAUGCAGAGCUAUACAGCAAUAACGAAGACAAGUUGAUACAGAAAAAGCGAGGUAAUAUUUCCUCUACUGAGGCCGCUAGUAUGUCAAAGAAGAUGAAAAUGAAUGGAGACAUGCGUAGGCUCAGUCCUGAUGAAGAUGGGGAUGAAGAAAUGGAUAUUGAAUAA